AAAUUAACUCAAAACUUAUAAUCGUAAAAGCCCUACCCAAACACCUAAUUGAAAAGGAGACCCAAAUUCUCUCCCCUAAUUAGCAGAAUAUCAACACCACAUUCGAUUAUUCGAGCCCUAAUUCUCUCAAGCAUUGCUAUUUCUGGAGGGUCUAUGUGAGUGAAAAUGGAGGACAAACACGAGGAAGUUGAGGACAUUGAGAGUGGUUUAAGUGAUUCAUUUAUUGACGACGACGAUUCUGAUAAUGAUGAUGAUAAUGAGCCUUCUACAUCUGGACAAGAUGAUGGGACCCGUAUUCAGGAACCUUUGACCGACCAAGAAGUAGAGGAGUUGGUUGCUGAGUUCCUGGAAGUUGAGAGUAAGGCUGCAGAGGCUCAAGAAGCACUGGAAAAGGAGUCUCUUGCAAAAGUAGAGAGUGAUGUGAGGGAGGAGUUGGCACAAAGUCUCCAGGGUGAUGAUCUGGAGGCAGCUGUUGAAGAUGAGAUGGCUACUUUCAGGGAAGAAUGGGAAAAUGUGCUCGAUGAGCUUGAGACUGAGAGUUAUCAUUUGUUGGAACAACUUGAUGGGACUGGUAUUGAGCUGCCAAGCCUUUAUAAGUGGAUUGAGAGCCAGGCUCCAAACAGUUGCUGCACUGAAGCUUGGAAAAGCAGGGCACACUGGGUGGGAACUCAGGUGACCAAGGAAACGACUGAUACAGUAGCUGAUGCUGAGAAAUAUCUUCAAAUCCAUAGGCCUGUUAGACGACGACAUGGUAAAUUAUUGGAGGAGGGAGCAAGUGGAUUUCUGCAGAAAAAACUUGCAAUGGAUGGAAGUGAGGCUAUUGCAGAAAAUGGAGAAGUAGAUUGGGCCUCUAUGAAGAAACUAUUCUCAACUAGCAGUUCUGAGGAUGUUGCUUCAUUUGGCAGCAAGCAUUGGGCUUCUGUUUACCUUGCCAACACUCCUCAGGAAGCUGCACUUAUGGGACUUAAAUUUCCUGGAGUCAAUGAGGUUGAGGAGAUUGAAGACAUUGAUGGGAAUUCCACUGAUCCAUUUGUUGCAGAGGCCAUAGCAAAUGAAAAGGAAUUAGUUCUUUCUGAGGAACAGAGAAAAAAUUACAGAAAGGUCAAAGAGGAAGAUGAUGCAAAAAUUGAUCAAAAACUUCAACUUCGUUUGAAACAAAGGAGAUGUCUUAAGAGAUGUAAACAGGGUGUCAGCUCAGUCGUCCAGGAAAUGGGAACAAACAUGGCUGAGUCAGUGCCUCUGGAUGACAAUUAUCAUGAGGUCAAGGAUUUGAAGAAAGACGUGUGUGAAAAUUCUGGAGACCUUGACAUGGAACAGUUGAUGAGUGAGAGCAAUUCAGUUUUCCCAGAAUCUGAUGCCUCUGAACCCAGAAGUUCCAAGCGUUCAAAUGAGAGUGAGGACCUAAACAUCAAUAAUAAGAAGAUUCGAACUGUUAUCAUAGACAGUGACAAUGAAGCAGACAUUUUGGAGGAUAAAUCAGUACAAGGCAUUAAAAUUGAGGAUCAAUCAACUUUGCUAGAAAACAUUGGGGACCCUUCUGCUGGCUGCAAUCCUUCACAGGGUUCAAGUGAGAAGUUUCAGUGCACUGCCUGUGAUAAAGUUGCUGUUGAAGUGCACUCACAUCCACUUUUGAAAGUAAUUGUUUGCAAAGAUUGUAAAUUCUUAAUGGAGGAAAAAAUGCAUGUGAAGGAUCCUGACUGUUCUGAGUGUUACUGUGGAUGGUGUGGAAGAAACAAUGACUUGGUGAGUUGUAAGUCAUGCAGAACAUUAUUCUGCACUGCUUGUAUAAAAAGGAACAUCGGUGAAGAGUACUUGUAUAAGGAUGCAGUUUCUGGUUGGCAAUGUUGUUGUUGCUCUCCAAGUCUGCUACAAAGACUUACAUCACAAUUAGAGAAAGCCAUGGGGUCUGGAGAUAUAAUGGUUUCAAGUUCUGAUAGUGAUUCAGACUCUUCAGAUACAAAUGAUGAUGUUACAAUCAGCUCUAAGAGAAAGAAGAAAAAGAAGAUUAGAAGAAUCAUUGAUGAUGCUGAAUUAGGAGAAGAGACCAAGAGAAAAAUUGCUAUUGAAAAGGAACGUCAAGAACGCUUGAAAUCCCUGAAAGUCAAGUUUUCUGACAAAUCCAAGAUGAUGAAGUUUGCAAGCUGUAGCGGAAACUUACCUGAAGGUGCUAGUGUUGAAGUGAUUGGUGAUGCCACAACUGGUUAUAUUGUGAAUGUUGCGAGGGAAAAAGGUGAAGAAGCUGUGAGGAUUCCUCCAAGCUUAUCAUCUAAAUUGAAAGCCCAUCAGGUGGCAGGGAUAAGAUUUCUAUGGGAAAAUAUUAUACAGUCAAUUAGAAAAGUGAAGUCUGGGGAUAAUGGUCUUGGUUGUAUUUUAGCGCAUACAAUGGGCCUUGGUAAAACUUUUCAGGUCAUAGCUUUUCUGUACACUGCCAUGAGAAGUGUUGAUCUGGGUUUAAGAACAGCACUCAUUGUGACUCCUGUGAAUGUGCUGCAUAACUGGCGCAAGGAGUUCAUGAAGUGGACACCUUCAGAAGUAAAGCCACUCCGUGUUUUCAUGCUGGAGGAUGUGUCGAGGGAGAGAAGAGUGGAAUUGCUUGCAAAGUGGAGAGCUAAAGGUGGUGUUUUCUUGAUAGGCUACUCUGCCUUUCGGAACUUAUCUCUUGGAAAGAAUGUGAAGGAACGAAAUAUGGCUAGAGAAAUGUGUAAUGCCUUGCAGGAUGGACCUGAUAUACUUGUUUGUGAUGAAGCCCAUAUCAUCAAGAACACCAGAGCUGAAACAACCCAGGCACUGAAACUGGUUAAAUGCCAGAGAAGGAUAGCAUUAACUGGAUCACCUCUUCAGAACAAUCUAAUGGAGUAUUAUUGUAUGGUUGAUUUUGUAAGAGAAGGUUUUCUUGGCAGCAGCCACGAGUUUCGGAACCGCUUCCAAAAUCCUAUAGAAAAUGGACAACAUACUAAUUCAACGGUUGAUGAUGUAAAGAUAAUGAACCAAAGAUCUCAUAUUCUCUAUGAACAAUUGAAAGGGUUUGUUCAAAGAAUGGACAUGAGUGUGGUGAAGAAAGACCUGCCACCUAAAACUGUAUUUGUAGUGGCUGUAAAGCUCUCGCCAUUACAGAGGAAAUUGUACAAGAGAUUCCUUGAUGUGCAUGGGUUCACAAAUGGCAGGGUUUCGAAUGAAAAGAUGAGGAAGAGCUUUUUUGCUGGUUACCAGGCAUUGGCUCAGAUAUGGAACCAUCCUGGAAUUUUGCAAUUGAGGAAAGGGAGAGAAUAUGUUGGCAAUGUUGAAAACUUUCUUGCAGAUGACUGCUCUAGUGAUGAAAAUGUGGACUACAAUACAAUUGUCGAAGAGAAGUCAAGGAAUCCAAAUGAUUUUAUUCAAGGGAAAAGUGAUGAUGGAUUCUUUCAAAAGGAUUGGUGGAAUGAUCUUCUACUUGAAAAUAAUUAUAAAGAGGUUGAUUACAGCGGCAAAAUGGUAUUGCUGCUUGACAUUUUAGUCAUGUCUUCUGAUGUGGGUGAUAAGACGUUGGUUUUUACCCAGAGCAUACCCACUUUAGAUCUGAUAGAGCUUUAUCUUUCAAGAUUACCUCGAGUUGGAAAAAAGGGAAAGUUUUGGAGAAAAGGAAAAGACUGGUAUAGGCUAGAUGGAAGAACAGAGAGCUCUGAAAGGCAAAGGUUGGUUGAGAGGUUCAAUGAUCCCGAGAAUAAGCGGGUCAAAUGUACUUUGAUUUCUACUAGGGCUGGUUCUCUUGGGAUUAAUCUCUAUGCUGCUAACCGGGUGGUUAUUGUUGAUGGCUCUUGGAAUCCAACGUAUGAUCUUCAGGCCAUAUAUCGGGCUUGGAGGUAUGGCCAGACUAAGCCAGUGUUUGCUUACAGAUUAAUGGCACAUGGAACCAUGGAAGAAAAAAUCUAUAAGCGUCAGGUCACAAAGGAAGGACUUGCUGCAAGGGUGGUUGAUAGACAACAAGUAUAUAGGACUAUCUCCAGAGAAGAAAUGUUGCAUCUUUUUGAAUUUGGUGAUGAUGAGAACUCAGACACACUGAUUGACAUUGGCCAAGAGUAUAGACAGGCAGAUACCAGGAAUAUUUCUUGCCAAACCGCAAAUUCUUUGAAAAAGAAUGCGUCUCGUUCUCAUGGAAGCUGUGCUUCUGGUAAGGUGAUGGAAAGCUUGCUUGGCAAGCACCGUCAGAGGUGGAUUUUUGAUUACCAUGAACAUGAGACUCUUUUGCAAGAGAAUGAAGAGGAAAAACUAACAAAGGAGGAGCAAGACAUGGCUUGGGAAGUAUAUAAGAGAUCAUUAGAAUGGGAAGAAGUGCAUCGAGUUUCCCUUGAUGAUUCCACUUUUGAGCGAAAGCCACCCAUGUCAAAUGGGGCAUCUUCUGCCCCAGAUGCAAGCAGCAUACCUGUGCCAAGCAUGGCCCGUCCUGCAUCUGAGGCUUCCAAUGGAGCACCUUCCGAGAGCAUUUUAAGGAGUCGUAUGGUGCAGCGGAAAUGUACUAAUCUCUCUCAUUUGCUGACCCUUAGAAGUCAGGGAACGAAAGCUGGGUGCACUACUAUAUGUGGGGAAUGUGCCCAGGAGAUAAGCUGGGAAGAUCUGAAACGGGAGGGUAAGGCAGCACGGGAGGGGGGUUGUACAGAGAUAAUGGGAUUUUGGGAUGGUUGUAGAUAAAUUGGAGGGAAGUUGUAAAUCUCAACUCAUAUGAUCCCUUUUUGAUGUAGUAAUUGUUAUGGAAGCUGUUAUCGUCAAGAAUGUAAUUCCACUAAUCCUUUCAAGAUAUGGAGAUACAUGUUCCUUUGUGUUCUUUUCAAA
Molecule: messenger RNA, 4806 nt
Organism: Populus euphratica (Euphrates poplar)
Lineage: Eukaryota; Viridiplantae; Streptophyta; Magnoliopsida; Malpighiales; Salicaceae
Product: protein CHROMATIN REMODELING 20-like
Exons: 27
Coding region: 166-4665 (1499 amino acids)
Cellular component (GO): nucleus
Molecular function (GO): ATP hydrolysis activity; ATP binding
Source: RefSeq, a predicted model, not a curated record